Messenger RNA from Heteronotia binoei (common prickly gecko), 4930 nucleotides. RefSeq names its product MET transcriptional regulator MACC1 (gene MACC1). The transcript is spliced from 5 exons. Lineage: Eukaryota; Metazoa; Chordata; Lepidosauria; Squamata; Gekkonidae. Gene Ontology annotation, cellular component: cytoplasm. Bases 225 to 2789 code for a protein of 854 amino acids. The record is from RefSeq and is a predicted model, not a curated record.
GCAGCUGACGGACUCAAAGUCCCAGACAAAAUCGCUCCCACCCACAAGAAGCCACAGGUAGAAGGCGUGUGUUCUGGGUUUAAGUACUUGCCGUAUUCGCAUUUUUUGAAGUCAGCAUGGAAACAUCGGGGAUACUUUAACAUAUGGAGGUUUUCAAGACAAUGCCUGUGUGUGCCUUAAGAUAAGCAGCUAUUGCAUCUUUACGCAGAAGAAAAGGAAGAAAAAUGUCUGUUUCCUGUCAUAUGAAGGAGAUUUCAUGGAGUAAAUCAGAAGGAUCUCUGAUUGACUUGGAUGAUGGAAGCCCUAACUGGACAGCAGAUGACAAACAAAAUGAAUUACGUCUGAAGUCCCAUUGGCCUGGAGAAUUUCAGCAAGGUGCCCCUGGCAUGUUCAAGACAAAUCCUUUUUGGAAUGAACUAUCUGCAUCCAACCCUUUUCUUGAUGAUGUAGCUCAAUCAAGCCACAAAGAAAAAAACAAGAAGAGUAUAUCUAUCUUAAAAGAAGACCCCUAUUUAUUUUUUAGGGAUUUAAAUAAUGGGGAUUCAAAUAACAGGGAUUCUGCUGCUUCGUCUGGAGAUGAAUUAAAUAUUGAUUUUCUCUUCCUUCACAAAACUUCAAAGAGACCUGCAAAAUACAGGAGUGCUUCAGAUCUUUUGGAUAUCAUUGGGGCAAAGGUUUUUGAACCUCCUAAUACAGUUUCAUCCAAUCAUCACCUGCCUCUAGAUAGUGAAUCACUUCAGACUGAUCGAGAAGCCUAUAAAACAGCAUGGCUGAAUCAACGACAGCUGGCCCGAUCAUGCCUAGAUCUGAGUGUGAUGAAUCAGAGUCCAGGAUGGGCACAAACCCAGUCUGUAGAAACUCAUAUAGUAUGUAAAGUGAGUCAUGAAGGUGGCUCAGUGCAGCUUCCAGACUCAGAUAUUGCUGUUCAUUUCCCUGAAGGUCAUGUAGCACUUGGAGAAUUUCAAGAGGUUGGCUUACAGGCUCUCCUCGACCCUCCAUCAUCACUUAAUCAUGAACAUUCAACCACUAUAAGCCCCCUGAUAGAACUUACAUUAAGUAAUCUCAAUACAACAGAAGCCAUUUUAUUAGAAAUGAAAAUUGCAGCUGAAGUGAAAAAAGACCCAUUUAGUCAGGUUGUGACUGAAAUUUUUUGUCUGUGUGGUGGCAGUAAAGAAGGUCCAUUUGAAAAAAUACACACCUGCUAUAUUUACAAAGAUACUAUACAAGUGAAGCUGACAGAGUUAAGUCACUUGAUGUACAUUGUGGCUGUAGCCCAAACAAACACCAUUCAUUCUCCUUCAGCAAGUGUUUGGGAAUAUAUCCACAGAAAACUUUCAGUUGGGAUUUAUGGACCCAAACAUAUCCACCCAUCUUUCACUGCUGUGUUUGCGUUGUUUAGUCACAAUUACGUGCCAGAAAAGCUCAGAGUGUGUGACAUUAAAAGAGGUGGAAAGAGUAUGCCCCCUGUUGUCUUCCAGUUAUGGGGGAAGUACACAUUUAUCCUUGAGAAGCCACAAGACCUGAGCAUUUUUGUGGCCUCUUGUGAUUCUGACUUUGAAGUGAAGGAAGAAGAUCAAAGCAAAGAAAUUAAGCAGGAAAUGCUGAAAGGGGGCGGUGAGGUAGUUCACCGACAUUUUCCAUUUUCUGUUGUCAACACAAGGAAAAUACAUCUGUUUGUCUUUCGUGUUCAGAUUAAAGUCCCAAACAACAACCUGGUUUGCCACUUCUACAUUACUACCCCUGAGCCAGCUCUAAAGCUACUCCCUGGAAUAGCUAAGCAGGCAAACCGAUUUAAAAAACGCAAAGAGAUCAAAUCUGCACCUUUGCUGUCAGUGCCAAUAAUUAAAUACCCUGCCUUUCAAAAUAAGCCUCUAAAUGUUACCAGCUAUGGCAUAGCUUUAAAAACUGUGUUACGUCAAACCAAAAUUGAUUAUUUGCUGGAGUAUUUUAAGGGUGAUACAAUAGCACUACUUGGAGAAGAUAAGGUAAAAGCUAUCGGACAAGCUAAAAUAAAAGAGUGGUAUGUGGGAGUUCUUAGAAGAAAGGUUGGCCUUAUACACUGCAAAAAUAUCAAAAUUAUAACCAAAGAUCAAGCUAUAGAUUUUGAAGACAGUGCAAUCAUGACCAGCAGCCUCCUUGAACAAAUUACAUUGCCUUUUAAAAAACUGACCUACAUCUAUUCAGCAAUCUUAUCCACUGUGUCAGAAAAAAUGUAUGACUGGAAAGCUUUGGCUGAUGCCCUUGGAUUUUCACACAUGUCUCUGGCCGAUUUCAGUGAGGCACAGACUGAGAAGGAAUCAGAAAAAGUAGCUUAUGUUGUGAAAAAGCUGAAGGAAGUUUGCCACACUAACAGAAGCAGGAGACGCUUCCUAUAUGAGCUUUCUGUUGCGCUUUUGAAGCUGGAUUGCCAAGGAUUACUAGCACGCAUUACGCAGGACACUGUUGUGUUUACUGCAGCUGUAAAACUAGGGAAAGGCUGGAGAGAGCUGGCAGAAAAAUUAGCCCGACUCACAAAACAACAAAUUGAAGCUUAUGAAAUUCCCCACCGGGGGAAAAAUGGGGAUGUUCCUCCAGAGAUGAUGUGGAAGCCAGCAUAUGAUUUUCUGUACACGUGGGGAGCUCACUAUGGAGACAGCUACAGGGACAUGUUGCAAGACCUGCAGUCUGCACUGGACAAACUGAAAAAUCCUGUAACCAAACAGUGGCGAGAGUUAACUGGAGCACUGAUUCUGGUAAACUGCAUGGAGGUCCUCCGAGCAAAUGCAUUUUCAAGGAUAGAUGAAGAAUAAUAUCUGUCUGAUUUAUGAACAUGCUCUCAGAAGGGAAACUGAGCAUUUGCAUUACGAACCAUGAAUGCUUCCGUCUGUGAAAAUGACACCUACUGUGUUGGUUUUAAUAGUUUGUAGUUUUAAAAAAUUAUUUUAAACAGUAGCAUCACUUGUAUCUUUCUUUUACAUAUUCUUGUAUUUAAAGUGCAGUUUUUUUCAAAUAGGGUUGCCAACUCCAGCUUGGGAUAUUCCUCCCUACUGAUUCUAGUCUCAUUUCUGAUAAAGAUCAGUUGAGAAACCUCAUAUGGACAUGUGCAUUUAUAUGGUUGCUGUGAGAUAAUUAAGGAUGGUAUAUAAUUGCAUAUAUUAGUUGAAUGUAUUUUGUGGGAUUUAGUGGUCACUGGGUUUUGGGAUUGCUGUGGAACUAAACAUAUAGGGUUUAGCCUGUUCUCACAGUUCCGCAGGAACAAAGAGAGGUUGUGCCAUUGGCACAAGUAAGUAAGCCAACCCUAUCAACCAUUUCUAGUAAUUCUAACAACUAGUUUCACUCUGAAUCUGUUGCCAGCUACAGUGAAAUAGCCCUUUCCUGGUCAAUUUGUGGUUCUUGUCCCUUCAGUUUUAGGCAUUUGGGCUUUUUCAAUGUUUCUCUCAAUCCUAGCAGUUCAUAGCACUUUUCUGAUUUUCCUGUUGUUGCCUUACCUAUUGUUCUAGAGCACUGGCAACAUUCUCAAAACUAUUUUUAUUCUCUGCUCUUGGUCUGUUCUUGUAGGACCAAGUGGGUAAAUAAAUUGGGGGAGCAGGAGAUACAAUGGAGGCUACAUAUAAUACGGAGGUAAUAAAAAAAAAACGCUCAUCAGUCAUCACAGUUUGAGAAGGUAAAUAGUUUUUCAUCCAAAAAACGGCAGCUGCAGAAUCCACACUUCAUAACUAGAACAGAUAAUAUUUAUGUGGGAAUUAAUUGUUCAAAUUCACUCAUGCACUUCCUGAAGCAGGUGUUACAGCUGUGACACUCUGUAAGUAGAAACUUUGUAUAGCUAUAAUUCUCUCUUGUUCCCAUUCAUUAUAUUUUAUUUGAAUGGGCUCUAAUUCAAGCAAAGACAGAUCUGAAAGGUCAACAGCAUCUAUUGGGUCAAUGGCUGGUAUACCUCUUCCUCAGCUGAUUUUUUAAAAACAGAAGUACAAGCAGGGCAUUAGUUAGAUGCUUUUUUUUUUUUUAAGGCUGGUGCUAUUCAUUACACUUAGAGCAUCUAGCCAAAGCAGCUAUAGAAAGGAAGAUUUGCUUUUAGGUUGAUUUAUAAAUAUUAUUGUGCAGGCCAUUAUUACUUGCCUGUUGUAAAACUCAUUUCUCCUGUAAAAGAGGAAAAUAAAUAGGAUGUACACAUUUGUGCCUUGGAAACUUCCCCUGUUCUGUACAAGAAAAGUUGAUGGUAAAUAAUUAAUGCAAGAAGAAAUGUGGCAUUUGUUCCAUCUAAUGUGCCACUUCCGCAACUGGCAGAAAACAGCAGUUUACAAAGCAACAAAAGGUUGAAGGCUCUGUUUGGGGGGAAAUGAUGCAUACAACUGAACACUUCUACCAUUGAAAAAAGCUGCUAGUAUAAAAUAAAUGUAGUUGUAUGCAUAACUAUUGAACCCCUAGUACUGCCUGUUCAUGCAACCUUUGGGAUAAAACUUGUAUGUGUAUGUAUGUAUAGCCAUUUAUAUGGGACUGCAUAUCUCUGUGUGGGGAUGGUAUUCCUUCAAGGAUAACUUGGCAUCAAGGUUAUGUAUCUACUAAUAACUAUAGUUCUAUAUUAGGGCUAUUAUUCAUUUUUAUUCUAGCCAGUUUUCUUAAUUCAUUGUCAAAAUUUGAUAGGUUUGUUACGACUACUAUUUUCAGCUAAGAAUGUUGUGCAGUGGCUGUUUUGAACUUGCAUAGGAAUGUUGGAGUAGUCAGUAUUUUGCCUUAAUGUAAGAAAUUUUAGUUAAAAUGUUUUAGAUUCUAGGUUGGAGAUGGGUCUUCUCAAUGAUGCGCUGAGUGGUUCUGUUCUGAGAUAGUGUUUUCAAAUUGUAGUUUUUGGAGAUGAUGAUGGCUUUUUAAAAGUCUGAGCUAAUAUGUAUAUAUAUUUUUUUACAAAAAGAAAAUGUAUCAUGUAUUUUGAUUAAAUGGAUUUAUUCAUCUUUAA